Molecule: messenger RNA, 2856 nt
Organism: Ascochyta rabiei
Lineage: Eukaryota; Fungi; Ascomycota; Dothideomycetes; Pleosporales; Didymellaceae
Product: CCA tRNA nucleotidyltransferase
Exons: 2
Coding region: 1-2856 (951 amino acids)
Biological process (GO): tRNA 3'-terminal CCA addition
Molecular function (GO): RNA binding; ATP:3'-cytidine-cytidine-tRNA adenylyltransferase activity
Source: RefSeq, a predicted model, not a curated record
AUGGCUUCAGAAACACCACCAAGCUCGGUUCGGCUCGAGCUCACAGAAGUCGAGACCAAGCUCCGCCAACUUCUGCUCGAUGUGGCUGCCUACAUUGACCAACAGCCCACUCCAAACGAGGAGCCAACUGCUGUCCAAGUGCCGGAGAGCCUUGCAAAAGAGAAGAUUGUACUCCGCUGGACAGGAGGCUGGGUGCGCGACAAACUGCUGAAAGUGGGCAGCCACGAUAUCGACCUUGCCAUCAACAAGAUGACAGGUGAGCACUUUGGCCUCAAGCUGCAAGAGUACCUGGAGAUACCAGGAAAUGCCGAGAAGCAUGGUCUGAUGGAAAAGACCGACGAGACCGACGAGACCGACGAGACCGACAAGACCGACAAGACUGACAAGACCGACAAGACUGACAAGACCGACAAGACUGACAAGACCGACAAGACUGACAAGACCGACAAGACUGACAAGACCGACAAGCUCAGCGGCAAGGACAAGGCGAAAAGGAUUGCGCCUGGCCUUCACAAGAUCGAGGCCAACCCUGAGAAAUCAAAGAACCUGGAGACAGCAACAACCAACAUCAUGGGUAUCGACUUGGAUCUCGUCAAUCUCAGGAAAGAAACGUACAACGAGGUCUCUCGCAACCCCCAGAUGGAGUUUGGCACUGCUGAAGAGGACGCUGUCCGAAGAGAUGCCACUGUCAACGCCAUGUUCUUCAAUCUGCAUACAUGCCAGGUCGAGGACUUUACAGGCCAAGGCUUCGACGACAUGGCUGCCAAGAUCAUACGGACUCCGCUCGAACCCGUCCAGACCUUCAAGGACGACCCACUCCGAGUGCUGCGUCUGAUCCGCUUUGCUACCCGGCUGGACUACAUCAUCGACUCCGAGACGGAGAAAGCCAUGGCGAAUCCAGAGAUCCAAGAGGUGCUCAAGAUCAAGAUCAGUCGAGAACGUGUGGGCAUCGAGCUGGAGAAGAUGCUAAGGGGCCCUCGACCACGAAUGGCGCUCGAGCUCAUCAACCGCUUUGGCCUCUACCGAACCGUGUUCACGGAUCCCACAAGGCACCUCCCAGCCGAGCCCGAGACAAGCCUGUUCCAACCGGCUUUCGAGUUUGUCGACUCUGUUGUCCACGGCAGCUUCAAGGACUCUGUGAUUGCAGACCAGCUUGUUCGUAAUGCGGACGAGCAAUACCUCGCUUGGAUCGGCGCUACCAUGAUGCCAUGGGCCGACGCACCAACUGUUCCUCAUCAGAAACCUCUUCAGCGACCCUACUUCCCUGCCUAUCUCGUGGCCCGGGAGGGGUUCAAGGCUCCCAACAAAGUCUGCGAUGUCGUUGCUGCUUCGCUAAGCAGCAGUCAAGAGAUCCGCAGCCUAGUGGCACAGUGCGCCAGGGGUCUCCAGCGCCCUGACACCAUCAACCCGACCAACGAUGCGACUGCCAGAGAUACAUUGGGUAUGGCGAUCCGCCGUUGGGGCUCGUCAUGGCGGACACAAGUUUUGUUCAACUUGAUCUACGAGGUCGUGCUCGGCAACACAUCGCAGGAGCAACUUCUUCGCUCGUACUCUUCCUUCCUCUCGCACCUCGCCAAGCUUGAGAUUCUGGACGCAGACACCUUCAAGCCUCUGCUCAAAGGCACCGAUCUUGCCAAAGCCCUCUCCACCAAACCAGGUCCUUGGAUGAAAGAUGCUCUCGAUGUAGUCAUGGCCUGGCAACUGCGCAACCCAUCAGCUACCGAUCCAGCCGAAGCCAUCGAGGCCGUCAAGAAGGCCAGAGAGAGUGACAGUGAGCUUCCCCAACGCCUCGCCUCGCACUUGCUCAAGCUUACCAUACCACCUUUCUUUCCACAGACUAAGCCGACCAGCGCAAUCGAGCUGCCGUCCAAGCCCGCUCCAUGGAAGGAUCCACACAACGACUACGUUCUGGGCCUGCUGGGCUGGUCGAUCAAGGCGCUCGAUAGGAAAGCAAUAGAACAGAACUGGCAUCUACUAGUUCCACCUAUCCUUAAGAUGAUCGACGACGCCGAGGCCAAAUACAAGGCGAGAGGGUGCCAACUCCUUCAACAGCUGCUCUCCGCCCUCGUGUACCAACCGCGACCCAACGAUGUGCCCACGAAACCCAGCCCAAGCUUCUCAUCCCAAACACCCGCCGCCUUCCUCGUACGAACCGGCUACCGCGCAGUCUUUGCUUCGACCCUGUGGCCUCUGUUCACCUACAUCCCCUCCCUCACCCCAGAAGCCGAGUCGGUCAUCAUCUUCCAAUCCCUCUACGACCCGCUGCGCUCCCUCGCCACGCUCUCCGUGUCCCCAGCCAAGCAAACCCAGUUCCUCGAUAAGCUGAUACGCGAAGGCUGCCUAGCGCCUCUAUCGCACCUGCCCACACCGUCGUCGUACCCAGAUCUCGCGUGCACGAUCCUCCGCCAACUGCCCGACACGAUACCACUCCUCGGCAUCGAGACAAUCAAGCAUCUACCCAGCCUGAUCCCCUUGCUCGCGUCGAUCCUGCAAGAUCCGUUUGUGCUGGCCCACGGGCAUCUGUGUCUUGCGGCGCUCGCGGCGCUGCAGAGCGUGCUGCAGAAUACGUGGCCGAGGGUGCCCGCGCACAGGGCGGCUGUUGCGCUGGGGUUGAGCGUGCUGAGACAGCGGUGUGAAGAGGAAGAAGAAGAAGAAGAAGAAGAAGGAGAAGAAGCCAUUGACAAAGGUAGCCAAGAGGUAGCUGUCAGGACGCAGAUCAGGCACGAGCUCAAGCAGACGGCGGGCCUGCUGGACGUGAUUCUGAGCCACAGCGAGGUGAGGCAGACGUGGGAGGCGGAGAAGAGAGAGCUGGUGCGCGCGGACGAAGGACUACAGGGCUUCUUCGAGGAUGGAUGA